CCGAGUGCGCAACGGCUCUGUUCCUUGUUUCCUUUUCGUCGUUGUCUCCCCGAAGAACGCUCGGUGAUAUAUACUCGGUUCUUGCGUGGCUCGUUCUCCCCGGUUCUGGUGAAUUAGUCUAGUGGUUACAAACCCUGGCAAGUGCGCGCUACCGUCUAACCGGAUGCCCGUAGUCGAACACGGCCGGCUGACAGAUAACCAGUAGAAUAUUCACGGGAGAGAGAAAGAGAGAGAGAGAGAGAGAAGGAAGGUGGAAAAGAGAAGUCGAGAGUUUUCCAGAACAUUCUGUGUAAGAAAUGUGGAAGAAAAUAAUGGCCUCGUACGAGGAAUAACCUGUGGUAAAUUGGAAUCGAACGAUCGUACCAACCAACCCGUUAGAAACCAAUACUUUCGUGUAUAUAUAUUAUAUAAACUAUAAUUGGACAUCGCGAGAAGUCUUCUUCGAAUCUACAGCUUUGUUCUCGGAUCUGAUGUAUCUAUCCGAAUGAGUCAACCACCACUUCCGCAAUAAGUUGAAACUAAUUAUUAUCCUCCGACUAAUUGGGCUCUCCAAGACCUUUCUCCAUAUGAAUCCAAAAGAAAACCUCGAAUAGCGUAGGUCACUAGACCAGGGUGAGACAGUUCUGCCCUGUCUCACCCUGUAUCUAUUCAGGUCGACGUUAGGCCUGGGCUAAAUCAAUUUGACGGGGCGGGAACACGUGUGGUGGCGAGAAAAGUGACGAUGGACCCGCACGAAGAGCGGCUCGCGACACAGACGUGGUACGUGGCGUCGAUUGUGGACGCGAUCGCGACGAUGCAGUGAUUGAGUAGUGACCGACGGGAGGACGAUGCAUCACUCCGGAGGUACCGGUUACGGGACCGGGCCCCAGGAGCGAGUGCACCAGGCGCCGCGAACUACCGCCCAACCUGACAAGUGUCCCUACGAGACCUACCAGGCGCAGAUACCGGACUGCUGUGCAGCUGCAGCUGCGGUCCAGGAUCCAUAUCCACGGCCGCCCAGCGGAUAUGACGGCAGGUGCUACGAUGAGUGCCAUCGCAGGACUCCAUAUCAGGAGGACACCUAUCCCCAGGAUGUACCUCCGAGCUUCCAUCGACCCCAGUCCAGACUGGGAUACGAGGAACGUCCCCAAUCUCGCGUGGGAUAUACCUCGGAUUCCAGGUGCGCUAGCGGACUCGGGUACGAUGACACGGGAGGUGGCUACCUGGACCAGAGCGAUCCAAGGAUGUAUUGCACCAGCGGUUACUGCAUGGGUGACACCAUGAUGGCCGCGAGCAGAGGCGUCUGCGGCGAGGAGGUUGAACUAGACAUGCGGAGGCACAUCCAGGCAUGUGCCUGCACCUGCAACCACAUGGGCUACGGGAACUACAUGGACUAUCAGACGACGUGCCUAACAGAACUGCCAGACGUGGCACCGUGCAACGGCACAGUGCGACUGCCACCGCCGUGCGAGGAUUCCCCAAGUAGCGGCAGCAGCAAAGACCGCAGGGAAGAGAGUCCUCGCAGAAGAUGCCGAGUAUUGGCGCCCAUUUUGCUCCUAGUGGCGGCUCUGCUUCUCGGAGGGCUUUGUCUACCAUUGCUUCUACAAUCCGCACCUGUCACGCAUCAGCAGAGGCUGGACGUGAUCAGGAGGAUCCUCACUGAAGUGCCUCUGAUCGACGGGCACAACGAUUUGCCCUGGAACGUCAGAAAGUUCGUACACAAUCAACUCGGCGAGGUCAAUCUGAGCAGCGAUCUCGGCAGAGUUGAUCCUUGGGCUAGAUCAGACUGGAGUCACACAGACAUUCCUAGAUUACGUGCUGGUCUCGUCGGUGCACAGUUUUGGUCUGCCUACGUUCCAUGCGGUGCGGCACAGUUGAAUGCGGUUCAACUUUCCUUGGAACAGAUCGACGUGAUCCGCCGGCUCGCCGAGAUGAAUGCUCAACAUUUAACUUUGGUUACCUCCGUCAAAGGUCUUAUCGAAGCGCAUCGAGAAGGCAAAAUCGCAAGUCUUAUCGGGGUGGAAGGUGGUCACUCCCUGGGGAAUUCCUUAGGUGUUCUCAGGACAUUUUACGGCCUGGGCGCGAGAUACCUUACCUUAACGCAUGCUUGCGAUACUUCCUGGGCAGUCUGUUCAGUUGGCGAGACGAACAGUACCCAGGAUUCGACACCAGGCCUCAGUGAGUUUGGAAAGGCAGUUGUCAGGGAACUAAACAGACUGGGAAUGCUAGUGGAUCUCUCUCAUGUCUCAACAAGGACUAUGAGGGCGGCCCUGCAGACGACGAGGGCACCGGUGAUUUUCUCUCACAGUGCUGCCAGGGCACUUUGCAAUUCCACUAGAAACGUGCCAGACGACGUGCUUAGAAAUCUGGCUAAAAAUGGCGGUGUAGCAAUGGUUCCGUUUUAUACAUACUUCAUAACGUGCAACAGUACAGCCACCAUAAAAGACGUUAUUGCACACAUCAAUCACAUUCGAAAGGUGGCGGGGAUCGAUCACGUUGGAAUAGGAGCCGGCUUCGACGGGAUAAAUUUCACUCCUACCGGCUUGGAGGAUGUUUCGAGGUAUCCGCAAUUGUUGGCUACUCUGCUGGAGGAUCCAACGUGGACGGAGGAAGACAUUAAAAAGCUAGCCGGCCUCAAUUUAUUGAGGGUAUUCGCUAAGGUCGAGCAGGUGCGCGACGAAUGGCACAGAGCGGCAGUAUUGCCAGUGGAGAAGAUCAGUCCACCUGACAACUCCGCAUGCGUCUACGGAGCGUCUUGAUCUUCUUUGAGGACAUUCACAGCAGGAUUCCUCGAUUUUCUACGAUCGCCGAAGAUUCGACACGUCUCAUGGAACUAUAGGACCCUGUAAACGUGCGGACUGGAUCAGCUGAAAGAUCGCUUUUCCCUGAUAACAUCUUUUUGAGUUCUCCGGGGAACUCAAUCGCGCCUUAUGAAAGAUGAAAAAUUGAACGAGAACGUACGUUCCAUCUGUGAAAACUGAUAAGAUCAAGACCAUGUGUUGAACGAUCAUCUUCAGGACAAGUUCAAUUUUCUUCCUUAUCUUUUUCUCCUCUCAUUCACACGCCGCGCCGCCAUGAAUUAUGAGAUUGUAUUUUUUUGGCCAUUUUUGACUAACUUUAUGAACAAACUAUCUUGUUCUUCGUAUUGUUGUCGCACUUCGCUGAAAGAACAUAUCUGUAUAACAUAUAAUGGUUAAUUUGCUGCUAUUUUAAUAGCUGGAUACGUCCGUCCAUACUUUCAAGCAGAUACAUAAUUAUUGAGAACUUUUUAUUUAUUUUCUUGUAUCGAUUGCAUCUACGGAAAUAAGCUUUUUGAUACACACUGCGCCUGUAUUACCUCCCAAAGGAAUUUUACUGAGAACAUUUGUUUUAUUUCGUUUAUAAACGUGUUAACACCGAAACUGUUGAAAUUUAUAGAAACAUAAAUAUAUUCAACCGAAAAUACAUUUAUAGCAUAAACCGUAUUUAUUAGCGUGUUCAUCUACAUAGAAAUUUUAUACAGAAAUCUGAGCUCGUCCUGAAGAUAUUCAUAGGUGAAUACUUAUAAGCGUAAGAAAAAGCGUUCCUGAAUGAAUAGCUUAUAAUGAUGCGGACAAUCGAGGCGGCCAAAAAUGCUUGCUAGGAAGAAUUUAUUUCGAACGAGGAUACUCUUUAAGAAACGUUCUCCCGGUAUUAUCCUGACAGAAUUCCGAUAAAUGUUUUUCGAUACUUCUACCUUGGAAUAAUUAUAUAAGAUCUCAAGCGAUGGGUACUAGGUGGCACGCGUUCAAAUGUCAAUCAGAGAAAAGAUCUAUUAAUCAUGACUUAAGGUUGAAUGAUUUGAUAAAUUUUAUUUUGUAAUUUACAACUGCAUGAUAAUAUCCUUGACAUAGAGGAGCAAUUAGGAUAUAUUCGAAAUAACUACUAUAUAAAAUAGACGAAUCUCUCAAAUAUUACACCUAUCCUUGAUAUACUUUCUUUUUUAAUACGAAUGAUAUGAAGAUUAUACCCUUAAAGACGCAGAUAAUCAUUUGAAUGCUUGCUCCUUGUCAACUUAACAAGUGCGCUUAAGACCAAGGAAUUAAAGAAAAACCAAAAAAGAAAAAAAAAGGAAGAACUAGAAAAAUCGGCGAGAAAAUAAUGAAACUUUUGUAACAUUUAAUUAGAAAUUUUGAAACCAGAUCACAGAAACCACUAUUUACGUAUAUACGAUUGUUUCAAGCUUUUAGAGUUUCUAUAUUUACAAAUGGCAAACAAUUUUUGUCAUUUAGAGUUCGUCACCAAAGACCAUUAAGAGGAAAGACUUGUUCGUCACUUAUUAAAUGUUUCCAACCUCCGACUGAAAUCCUUAAAAAUGUUCUUAUAACGUUUGUUAUAACAAGGCUUCUAUUACGCAUGCAUGACGCAAUUAUUUGACGCAACUGCUGGUUCAUUUGUAAACGAAAUACCUUGUUAGGACUGCGAGUAUCCGGAUAUCGAUAAUAUUCGAAUAUUCAAUUAAUAUUUAUAUGAAAAAUUGAAUAUUUCAUAGAAUCAACUGCGCUAUUAAAUUAUCAUUAUUUAGAUUUGCAUACAUAUGUAUAUGCAUACUGUGCAUUAUUGAAAACACACAUGCGAUAAUUACCUUUUUAUAGUACUGUUACAUUUGAAUUUUAAAUAACUAAAUUCUUCUAAAUUCUUUAGAUUCCAAUCAAAGUGGACAAUUUUCAAUUUAUAUGAAAUAUCCUUGUGUCAGGCACCUUUCUUUUACUAGAAAAUUAAGUAGAAAAUUCAACUAAUAACCGAAUAGUCUUAAAUUAUACUAAAUGCUUUUGUAUCUAAAAUUUCCUUUUUCGAUAAAAGAUUAAAUUCAGUAUGAAAUUUUUAAUCAAAUCUCUACUUAGCUUGGUCAUUUUGGCGCAAUGACGUUAAUGUUGGAUACUUGAAUAUUAUCUAAAUUAGAUCAAGUAUUGAAAAUCCGGAUAAAUUGGCAGGUCUAUUUAUUAUGCUCACCAAUAUGAAACACUGCCAAGCCAAUUUAUACUGAACCAUUAUGACAUGAGAAACUAUAAUUGCCAAAAUCCCUUUUCGAUAUAGUAGUCGAGACGUAGCAAUAAACUUUUUAGUCGGUAAAUCGUAAAAUAAAACCGAGGACUUGAGAAUGAGAACACGUAGAAAAUACUUCUACAUAUCUAGAAAAGGGAACUUCUUUUGGGAUGUAACUUAAAUUAGAGACAGUGAGCAAGUACUAAACAAAUAUUUCAUCUGGUUUGCCAAUCGCUCUCGGACAUUGUCCUAAGUCAUCCGAAAAUCUGCGAUACGCGCUGAGGAUCAAGAAGAGAAGGAUGCGAAAAUUUUGACAAAGGCAAAAGCUGAGCUUCGAAGCGAAAUGCGUUGUGAAACAUUGGGAAAUAAUAUCGGAUCAAUUACUAUUAUUGCAGACACUGUAAAUAUAUAUAACGUCGUGCUCGCAUACAUCAAAUAUUACACCGAUUUCCCUAGCGUUUACUCGACGAAAUUCUCGCAAGCGUCUUUGAUUUUUUCGUAACGACGUUUUUCCAUUAUCGACUUUGUAAUAUCACGAUAAGUAUCACCGGUAGAUAGUAAACGGAACGCUCGAUUGUGAAAAUAAGACACAAAGAAGAAAGGCGAAAAACGCACUGCGAAUCAGAAAAUGCGAAUGAUACCGAAAACUAGCGUAGACUGUCCUAGCUUGUACGAACAUUUCGACUUUUCUUACUUUUUUCCGACGUGGGAAACGCGUGCGAGAAAUUUUUAGGUACCUGUAAUUAACAUUGUUAACGACUAUACAUAUAUAUAUAUAUAUAUUAUAUACAUAUAUUAUAUAAAAGAAACCAAGGCGCCUUCGACAACUCGCAGCACCAUUCUACGACUCUGGUAGAAGAUUAAUCCGUGGUGAAGAAAUUAACAAAAAUUCGUUCUGUAUCAACCCAUUUGUAUCCAUAGACGCAUUUAAGGACAAAAUAUCUCGCCACACGAUGCUUCUGCAACACUUUGGACGAUAUAUCUUGCGUGUUUAAUUCGUCGUCAAUUAACGUCAUUAAUUAAAUCUUCACUUUUUGUUGAGAUUCUUGUGUCUCGUAUUUAUAACGUUUUACAUCUCAAAAACAUUAGUAUUUCUAGUUAACUUAACAUUAUCGCAUUCAAUCAAAAACUUAUUGCACUAUUGGGUAGUACUUAUCAUUUAUUUUCUUCAUAUCUUUUUUCCAACUCUAUGCCACAAGAUUAGUCAUUUUAGUCGCUUACCCAAUACGUACAUAAAACACAUCACGAAAAGUAAACACGCAUCGCGAUACAAACUUAUUGAACGAUCUAAUACAAGUAAGUAUCAUUUUGUACAAAAGAAAAUUUUAAGAGAUAUAUCGUCCAUAGAUUCGACAGGAUUAAAAGGAAGGUUCAGAGGAAAACUAGUACGAAUGAAAAAAUUCUCAAUUAAGAAAACUAUAAAUAAAAUUAAACUCUAAUAGAGAAAUGCAUAUGCUUCUAAGUUAAUUAAGACACGUCGUUAGAUUGCGGAUUUUUAUGCAUUUAUGAGAAAUUUAAAAAUGCAAAAAUGGAUAGAAUACAUUUAAUAUAUAAAAAGUAUAUAAAAUACCCAAAGUACUUGCACUAUCACUUGUUAUAAUACGUAUUAGCUAAAACAAAUAUCUGCUACUCCUACUCUUUCAAUUAUACACAAUAACAAUACUCGUUAUUAUACCUAUAAAGGUGAUUAUUCAUAGCAAAAUCUUCUACGUUCUACAUAAACGCAGAUAUCAUUUCUUCAUAUUUCUGUCCUAUUUAGUGUCGAAAAAAAAAUUCGCUUGUACCACUUUUUCACUGAGCCCUCAAAUAUGCACAAUAUAUCGCGAAAUGCAAAGGACGUCGAAAACAACAAUUGCAUUAAAGACUAUCGGUUUAUACAGCGAAUGAUCGUUAAUUACUUUACACGAAGCGAAAGGUCUUGAGUACGAUCGUUAGUGGAAGCUUUUUUCCUCGAAGUAAAAAUACGUACGCUUGCGUUUUCCUCGACGUUGACAAGGAUAACAAUUUCAAAUCGACAAGCAGAAUUUAUUGUCUACCAAUAAAAUAACCUUAGCGAGACAGCAGGAUCCUGUUGAACGAACUCUUAGCAGCAAUAACACUGAUAACCGCCACGUAGUGAACGAUUAAGUAGUGUAAAAGACCAAUAGGACGAUAUUUACGAUUUCUAAUUCGUAAAGAGUAAGUCUAGCACGUUAAAAAUAUUGAUUGGAUCGAUUCUUUGAGAAAUACUUGGCGUCGAGAACACUAAAUUCUUCGAAUGCUAAAAAAGAAAAGGAAAUUCGUAUUUGAUUCGCUUCUUUGAUUCCGACAUUCUAUCGACGAUGAUACAUCAUUUAUAGUUGUUCAAAAUUUUUCAUGAACAAUGUUCGAGGGAGACGAAGUAUAUUUCUCAAACGAUUGAUUCGACGGCAGUACAUUGCUCAAUACCAUUGAUCGGGACAUGGAGAUGGAAACAAGACUCACUCUUGUGUUUACGAUAGCGUUACAGCCACACGACUCAUGGAAUUAUUCACAUGUAGACAAAAUGAUACCGUUCUAGUUUCGUAUAGCCGCAACGGUGUAUUCUUUGUAUAAAGAAAAAAAUGGGGAGAAAAAAUAAGGGGGAAGAAGAGAUCACGUUUUUCCUUCGAGGCGAAAAAAAAUUGCCGAAGAUGGGUUUCGAAGCCGCGUGAGAUGCCGAAAAGAAAUUAAUUUAAUUAAUUUAAAUUAAUUUCGAAUCGACUCGUGAGGGAGGAAACUAGAUAAUCAUUUCGAGCGUGCGUGAGUACAUGAGUGCAAGUGGAAGAAUGAGAAAUGGAUACGGUUGAAAUAAAUUGUCGUAUAAUAAUCAAGAGAAAUAUCGAACGAGUUGAAGGAAAUCGAUGUUUCGAGCAUUUCAAGAAGAUAAAGGAAAACAUUUGUUUACAUUUUUUUAUUCUCGCGUGAGAAUCAAGUCGAAUUCUUAUUUUUGCAAAUUUUAUUUAUCGAUGAUUUUCUUUUGUGAGUCGAGUAUCGAUACGCUGAAAGAUCUUUUUAAAAGGCUCGAACGUCGAACGAAAACUGUUCAACGUGUUCAUUUUCUAUGAAUUAAGUAGCGAAACGAUCAAGCACGCAUGCGUAGAUGAACCUUCCUUUUCUGAACCGAUUUAGCAAGAAAACAGAGGCCAAAAUCAAUUGUUCGUGUAAAGGGCGAAAGUAAAACGUUUGGACAGAGAGAGAAACAGUGUGAGAGAGUGUGAGAAAGAGAAACAGAAGAACCUUAGAGAUAAAUCUUAACGUACAUAACAUAAACAACACACAACUGCCUAGAAACUCAGAUUAAUAAUAUUGUAACUUACUAUAUUAUAUACAAUUACAACUGACAUGUCCAAACGCACAAAAGGGCAAGUUUGGCAAGACGAGACACGCGCAUGUAAAUAGGAUAUAUCGACGUGUAAUCCACAGAUGUAUAUAACAGGGGAUGUGCAAGAGAAGCAGUUUCAAAAACCGAAACUCGAGAAAACUUGAAGCCGUUUCUGUCUGAUCUUGGCUACAAUUUUUCACUUUAUUCCUCGAGAAUGUAAUACUUACGACCAUUCGUGGCGAAAAAUUUUGUAGCCAAUGUACGUAUGAAGAGAUAAAUUGAACGAAGUUGCAGAAUUGUGUUUUCCCUAUUUAUUCGGUAAAGAUAUAAUUCGUUAAUAAUAAUCGUUAGAUAAUUCAGAUAUUUAUAAACUAUUACCUAAAUGAUUGAAUUUGUAGAGCUGCUUCCUUUUCUAGAUAUUUUCUCCUCUCUAACGUUUCCUUUUCCCUUAAAGUUGUUUCAUUCCAGCUUUCUCCUUCGCGAGUUUUAGCGUUUGAAGAUUUAUAAGUUACUUUUAAUAAAAAUUCAAAUUAAUAUUUAAUGUUUAAACUCUCAACAAUUGCCACUUUUAGGCUUGGAACCGAUUAAAUACUUGGAAAACAUAAUGCUGAUACUUCGUUCAUUUGUCUAUUUAAACUAAAACUGUUAUAAUGUCGAACGCUCGAGAAAAGUGUGUAAGAUUCGAUGAUUUUAGAUUGUUUAAUAAUACUUCGAUGCAGUCAGAUCAGGAUGCAAUAUAAAUGAGGAGAAAAGCUAAACUUAGACCAGCCCAAUCCAUAUAGAAACAUACGUUUUUCAAUACUAAAAGUGUACCCUACAAAUAUUUUUUAUCUUUCUUUUUUUCGACUUGCGGCAAUCUAUCCUGUUUAAACCAUCAAUAAAGCAUUUUUGUUUAUAUCAUGUUUAUUAUUUUCAUUAACUCAACUAGUUGUUUGUUACGAUUGAAUUAUACUUUUUUGAAUAGAAAAUUAUCAAGUAGACGAAUUUUGAAAUAAAUUUUUGAAACGAAUCUUUUAAAUAAAUGGAAGUAUACAAGUUUGUUGUUAUGAUAAAACCGAUUCUCGAGCUGUUCGACAAACACUGCACGCGAAAAUCUUUUUAGAUGAAUUUAAACUAAUAAAAGAGAGAGUUUACGAAAUAAAAGGGCAGCUAUUUACGAGAGAGCGAGAGAGCGAGAGAGGGAGAGAGAGAGAGAGAGAGAUUGUAAAGAAGACGUAUGAUGAUAAGGAAGAGAGAGAAAAGGAAGAGAGCGAGAUGGAAUGUAUAGGCGAUUAUUAAAGAGACUAUGAGGAUUAAAAUGAUAUAGAAAGUUUUAAUAAAUUAAUUAUUAACGCUACAAGCAAGAGACACUAUUGAUACCUAUUACCUAAGGAAAAUAGUACGUUUACAAGCAUGUAUACAAUACAAACAUUUACACGAUCUUAUACAAUCAUUGGGGAAUACACACGCAUACAUGUACAUGUACACGACAUACAAUCCUAUGAACAUGAAAUGGUGAGAAUAUGCAGAAUCUCGUGCGUAAAUAAAUUAAUCUCCAUUCGACUCGAGAUUGCUAUAAUUACGAACGUGAAACGGACACAUAAGACUAAGUUACUUGCUAUUACCUACAUAAAAAUAUAUAUUAUAUAUAUUAUAUAAAUAAAACAAAACAAAUAUAGAUAUAUAUAUAGAAGUAAAGGAUGAAUGCAGAAUGCGAAUGAGGGAGAAAAGUGACUGAGCGAACAUAAAGGGAAAUGAAAGAAAUCGAGCAUUUUUUAAAAGAAUCGUCAGGCAAAUUUUUCACGAGCUAUAUACGCUCCGAAUGGCCCUGACGAAUUUAGAAAAAGAAAACAUCCAAAAGUGAUACGUUAUUUAUCAACAGUUUUAGUUAUACCCAAAGUGGUGAACCCUAGAUCGUGUAUAAACUAUUAUAAUUUUAGGGACUUCGGUUUGUUUGAUGUUGAAAGACUCGCAGGAAUGUUGAAUCGAUCAUCGUGGACUCGUGUAACGGAACACUAAAAUCGAAUGAUGUUUAUUAGAAAUCGGAGGCCAACUGCGCGUUUCUAUCGCGCCCGAAUAUUUAUUUGAUCAGCUUGAUUUUGAGGAAGAGCACACCAUUCGGUUCAACAAAGUGAUUCAUCACGUUGCACGAUGUAGUCGAUCUUGUUUAAUAGUUUUUUUCUUAGAACGUGAGUUAAACUAGAUUAAAGUUCUAACUCUUUGAAGUAAAAGAUGCUACAAACCUGAAGAAUAAACCUCGUACUUAAAUAAACAGAUAAAGAUCCAUCCAGAAGAAUAUCUUUUCCCACACGUACAUGUCGGCUCUACUGACUUCGCGAAACAUUUUUUACUAUCCGUUGACGCUUCGAUAUUUUAAGAUAUUUGCCGUGAGAUGCGGGAAAAAUUUCUGAGAAUUCAGCAAAAGUGCGAGUAAUGGUCUCGGAGUUUGACAAACAGAUUCGAUUUUAAGUGUCGAUCAAGAUAAAUGGCUCGCACGGUAACAAAUUCAAGCGAGAGAAAUAGAUUUAACGAAUCGAACAAGGACAAAGGCGAUAGCGAUGACAACGAUGAUGAUUUUAUCUAUGUUAAUCUAGAAGACAUUGCUGGAACAAUGAUUUGUACACCUUCUAUGAAGGACCGUAGAAUACAUUAUGUUACCUAAUACUCGUAAGCAC
Bombus pyrosoma is the source of this 10959-nucleotide messenger RNA. RefSeq names its product dipeptidase 1-like. Lineage: Eukaryota; Metazoa; Arthropoda; Insecta; Hymenoptera; Apidae. The transcript is spliced from 14 exons. Gene Ontology annotation, molecular function: metallodipeptidase activity. The coding region runs from base 828 to 2738 and encodes 636 amino acids. The record is from RefSeq and is a predicted model, not a curated record. Gene Ontology annotation, biological process: proteolysis.